GAUUAACAGCUGACAGUCCAGUCCAGCUUCAUGGCGAGUCGGAUCUGAGUGGACAAUGUUGUGUGAGAUGGAGUGCAGGAGGAAAAACUCAAGCCGUUCAAACAGUGGGAGUGGUGAAGAUUCUCUGGACAGGCUCCUCCCCGCGGUCAGCACCUCUCGCAGGAAGAGCGGCACUCUGGGUAAAACAGAACCUCCACUGCUUCGCACCGGCACUCGUACCAUCUACACAGCCGGCAGACCGCCCUGGUACAACGAACAUGGAGCCCAGUUUAAAGAGGCCUUUGUCAUUGGUCUGUGUGGAGGCAGUGCCUCUGGAAAAACUACUGUAGCCAAUAAAAUCAUUGAAGCUCUGGACGUUCCUUGGGUUGUUUUACUAUCUAUGGACUCAUUUUAUAAGGUCCUGUCUCGAGAGGAACAAGCUCUAGCAGCCAAGAACGACUAUAACUUUGACCAUCCGGGAGCUUUCGACUUUGAGCUGCUUGAGAGCACUCUGCGGAAACUUAAACAGGGGAAAAGUGUAAAAAUCCCAGUGUAUGACUUCACUACACAUGGACGCCAGAAAGACUGGAAAAACGUCUAUGGUGCCAGCGUCAUUAUCUUUGAAGGCAUCUUGUCCUUUGCAGACAAAGAGCUCUUGCAGCUGAUGGAUAUGAAGGUUUUUGUAGAUACAGAUUCGGAUAUUCGGCUGGUACGGCGGCUGAGGAGGGACAUCACAGAGAGAGGACGUGACAUUGAGGGAGUGAUUAAACAAUACAAUAAGUUUGUAAAACCAGCCUUUGAGCAGUACAUAGAACCCACCAUGCGACUUGCAGACAUUGUAGUGCCACGUGGUGGGGGUAACAUGGUGGCCAUUGACCUGAUCGUUCAGCAUGUUCACAGCCAGCUAGAAGAGCGUGAGAUUAGUGUCAGGGCACUCCUGGCCACGGCCCAGCAGUCCCAGCCUCUCCCUCAGACUCUCAGUGUGUUGGAAAGCACACCACAGGUCCGAGGUCUCCACACCAUCAUAAGGAACAAAGACACCAGCCGUGACGAGUUCAUCUUCUACUCAAAGAGACUGAUGCGGCUGCUGAUUGAACACGCGCUGUCUUUCUUACCCUCCAAGGCCUGUACCAUCCAAACACCACAAGGUCAAGAGUAUAAGGGGCGCAGAUUUACUGGGAAAGGGAUCACAGGUGUGUCCAUUCUUCGGGCAGGUGAGACCAUGGAGCCUGCACUGAGAGCUGUGUGGAAAGACGUCCGUAUUGGCAAGAUUCUGAUCCAGACUAAUCUGGAUUCAGGAGAACCAGAGCUGCACUACCUGCGACUGCCCAGAGACAUCAGUGAGGACCAUGUGAUUUUGAUGGAUAGCACCGUUUCUACUGGAGCGGCAGCCAUGAUGGCAGUGAGGGUGUUGCUGGACCAUGAUGUCCAGGAAGACAAGAUUGUGUUGGUGUCUCUGCUGAUGGCGGAGUUGGGUGUUUCCUCAGUGGCUUACGCCUUCCCUCGUGUCAAAAUCAUCACCACUGCUGUGGACAAGAGCCUAGAUGACCUUCUUCAUCUCAUCCCAGGGAUAGGGGACUUUGGUGACCGUUACUUUGGGACAGAUGGGUCUUCAUCGUGGCUUGAUGAAGAACAGCAAGAACCACAUAGCUGCUCUUCAGAGGUUUGACAUUUUGUUCAAGCAAUUCAGGCAGUUGUGACGAGUGAGGAUCAACACUUACUGUAAUUUCAUAAAGUCAGCCAGGAACAUAAAUAGUUUUUCCAAGCACAUUUAUGAGGCACAGUAUUGUGUAGCACUUUAUUUUAAAACCGUAUUUUCAUGAUGUGAUCUAAAACAAUAAAAUGUCUUUUAUCAAUAAACAAACACAUACAGUA
Rhinichthys klamathensis goyatoka is the source of this 1854-nucleotide messenger RNA. RefSeq names its product uridine-cytidine kinase 1-like 1a (gene uckl1a). The coding region runs from base 56 to 1648 and encodes 530 amino acids. Gene Ontology annotation, molecular function: ATP binding; kinase activity. The transcript has 15 exons. The record is from RefSeq and is a predicted model, not a curated record. NCBI's taxonomy places the organism in Eukaryota, Metazoa, Chordata, Actinopteri, Cypriniformes, Leuciscidae. Gene Ontology annotation, cellular component: cytoplasm.